AUGACCUUCACGAAGGAAUUUUCAACAAGUUGGGGUUGGCUUCCAAGGGACCUUUUGGAUUCAAUUCUUGAUAACAUGAUUACAAUCUCCGACUAUGUCCGGUUUAGUGUUGUCUGUAAGCCAUGGUACUCUGUUGCCAUUCACCGUCCGAAGCAUUGGCGUCUCAACAUCAUUCACGACAAGGUUCCAUUGCUGAUGCUUCCUCCUAAUUUCCCUACUAGCAGUAGUAGUCCCGAAGGAACGCGUAGCUUGUACAGAGUCACAGAAAAUAAAGUGCACAACUUCAAAAUCCCAUUCUCUUACAAUAAGAGAAUUUGUGGCUCUUCACAUGGUUGGCUCUUCACUGUAGAAGAAAACAUGAGUUUAGUCCUCAUUAAUCCUUUUUCUGGUGGGACUAUUCGACUCCCCCCUAUUCGAACCAUUCCGGAUAUCGAGUUCGAGGAGGUUGAUGGCUAUGAAGUUGUCAAGGCUUCACUGACAGCAGACCCUAUUUUGUUUCCAAAUGAUUAUACAGUUGUUGCAAUCUGUGGUGGCACAAACAUUUUAGCAUACAUUAAAUCAGGUGACCAAAGUUGGAGUUAUGUUAAUACACCAUACCACCAUUGGCUAACUGAUUUCGUCAGUUAUAAAGGCCUUAUAUAUGCUGUGGACAUUUGGGGUGUGGUUUUAUCCUUUGAUAUUAGUGGAGUUGAAGAUAGCCAUUCAUCGUCGCCAUCGUCGUGCAUAAAGGAGGUUGCACCAUCAAUGUCUGUUAUGUCCGAUGUGACAUAUAUUGUCGAAUCAUCAGCAGGUGAUCUGAUGCUUGUUCAAAGGUUUGUCGUCCCUGCCAGCUAUGGUGACAGUCACUUUCUGUCUUCCAGUUUCAGGAUUUUCAAGAUGCAGUUCGGUCCUAACGGGGACGUCGUAGAGAUGGUUGAAUUGGAGAGCCUUGGUGGUGAUGCCCUAUUCUUAGCCAAUAACUUUUCAACUGCUGUGUUGGCUUCUGAUUUUGUAGGAUGCCGAUCAAACUCUAUAUACUUCUCAGAUCAUAAUUACUCCAUGAUUGAACACUCUCCUUAUUUCCUAAGCCAUGACUUUUGGAUCUUCAACUUUGGGGAUUGCAGCAUCGAAAUACUCUGCAAGCUACACCCUUCACCAAAGCACAUGGUGCUUGGCACUUGGAUUUUGUCAACACUGCAGGGAUUGCCAUCUUCAUCUGAGUGA
Molecule: messenger RNA, 1203 nt
Organism: Ilex paraguariensis (yerba mate)
Lineage: Eukaryota; Viridiplantae; Streptophyta; Magnoliopsida; Aquifoliales; Aquifoliaceae
Source: the annotation of a GenBank genome assembly